AUGUGGGACUUAAUAAAUUAUAACAUCAGUGGAAACAUUGAAAAUAAUGAAAAUAUUGAGAAUAAUGAAAAAAAAGAAAAUGACCAAAGCGUAAAUCAAAAUGAAAGUAUAAACAUCGAUUUAGUUGGGAAUGCGGUUGAUAUAACUAAUACAUUGUACGAACAGGUGCGUAACAAUAAUACUGCCUUUUGGAGCAUUCUGGGAUAUGAAGAAAAUUCUAAUCAGGUGGAUCAAAAUAUACCAAAUCAAGAAGAAGGGUCAUACACAGAAACAAUGCAAGACGAAGGAGAAAAUAAAAAGGAAAAGGAUUUCGAGCGGAUUGACGACACACAAAAUGAUUCGAUAGAAGAAAUGGAAAGAAUAUUGGAAGAAAAUGCAAAAGCAAAAAUAGAAAAAAAAAAAAAACGAAAAAAAAAAACGGAAAUAAAAUCGGCAAAAAAUACGUUGGAUACAAACGAUAUACUCGAAGCAGAUAAAGAAAUUAACAAGUCUCCUUUUUUUAGUGACAUCAGUUCAUAUGCUGAUUAUUGUACAAGUGAUGAUGGAAAUAAAACAAAAAAUAAAAAUGAUAAAAUUACAUUGCCUGUUAAUAAGAAAGAGGCCAAAUCAAAUGAUGAAGAUUUUAAUAUGAUCAAUGGAAAAACAAAAAGAGAUUAUCCGAAUUAUAAAAAUGGUGCUAAAGAAAACCCAAAUGAAUUUAAUUAUUCAGAAAAAGAAGAUAACCAUUCAGAUAAUAGUGAGGAUAAUACAGCAUCCGCUCCUGAUGCAGUAUCAAAUGAUUGGUUUUUUUCAAAAAUAAAAGAAAUAAUUGAACCAAAUAUAAAUCAAGAAACAUUAAACCAACUAAUAACAAAUAAUUAUAACAGCUUUAGUGAAGCAAAUACAGGAAUAUAUGAUUUGAUAGAUAAAGUAAUACGCACGAAUAAUAAUAAUAGCAAUGCUUAUGAUAAUAAUAGUCAAAAUAAUAUAAGCAUAAUAAAUAAGCAACCACAGCAUGGAAAUAUAUAUGAUCAUUACAAUUCUAUGGAUGUAUCACCCAAUGAUAAUUAUAAUUUUAUUAACUAUUCUAUAUACUGCAUUAAUAAAGAAUUAUCUGCAAAUGUUGAAACGGAGGCUAUAAAUAUGAUGAAAAUAUAUGCACACACAUUUAAUAAAUAUAAGAAAGAUAUAAAUUAUAAAGAUGAUUUAUAUAAAGAUUUAUUAAAUGAAGCAGAAGAGCAAUCUACUAUUAUUUUGAAAAAUAAUAGAAAAAAACGAAUUUUUAAAAUCGAUUUUCUUAACUUAGCAAAUAUGAAUAGUGAAAAUUAUAAUAAUAUAGUAGAAUCUCAAACUGUACAAACACCCAAAAUAAAACUUGAAGAUAUUUUUAAAAUUAGCGUAAAUUAA
Plasmodium berghei ANKA is the source of this 1386-nucleotide messenger RNA. Its product is annotated as conserved Plasmodium protein, unknown function. The record is from RefSeq and is a predicted model, not a curated record. Lineage: Eukaryota; Apicomplexa; Aconoidasida; Haemosporida; Plasmodiidae. The transcript is spliced from 3 exons. The coding region runs from base 1 to 1386 and encodes 461 amino acids.